This is a messenger RNA of Arachis duranensis, 480 nucleotides long. Its product is annotated as auxin-induced protein 15A-like. The transcript has a single exon. The record is from RefSeq and is a predicted model, not a curated record. Gene Ontology annotation, biological process: response to auxin. NCBI's taxonomy places the organism in Eukaryota, Viridiplantae, Streptophyta, Magnoliopsida, Fabales, Fabaceae. Bases 70 to 336 code for a protein of 88 amino acids.
GCAUCCUCAAGUAUCCUAACUCAAAUACUUAUUUCUCAUACAAGUUCUUUGAAAAAACCACUAUACAACAUGGGUUUCCGCAUUCCAAGUAUUAAAAGGGCAGCAAAAACAAUUUCCAAGGGGACUGAUGUACCAAAAGGCUACCUUGCCGUCUAUGUUGGAGACAACAUGAGGCGGUUCGUGAUUCCGAUAUCACACUUGAACCAACCUUUAUUUCAAGAAUUGUUGAGUCAAGUUGGAGAAGAAUAUGGAUAUGAUCAUCCAAUGGGUGGUCUCACAAUUCCGUGCAGUGAGGAUGAGUUUCUAAACAUCGAUUCUCGUUUGAAUGGGAUGUAGAUCAUGCUAUUAGGAUGUAGAUAAAUUAGUUGAGAGACAUAUUUGUACAGAAGGCACUUCAUUCUUUUUCUUAUGGACACUUUUCAUUUUGCUUUCAUUCCUAUGGAAUUGUAAAAAGGAUUUUCUGAAUGAGAAAGUAGUUAU